This is a messenger RNA of Capronia coronata CBS 617.96, 636 nucleotides long. RefSeq lists its product as uncharacterized. Lineage: Eukaryota; Fungi; Ascomycota; Eurotiomycetes; Chaetothyriales; Herpotrichiellaceae. The transcript is spliced from 3 exons. The record is from RefSeq and is a predicted model, not a curated record. Bases 1 to 636 code for a protein of 211 amino acids.
AUGGCGGCGCCACCAGACAUCACUUGCACCAACCUAACGGGCACGUUCGUGAUGAACAAGACGCUCUCCGACGACGUUGAUGCGAUGCUUACCCUCCAAGGGUUGAGCUGGUUCACCCGCCAUGCCAUACGACUUGCUACAGUGGUGAUCACGAUCAAAGAAUACAAGCCCGACGCUUUCUACCACAUCGACGCCACUUCUGUAGCCUCGGGCCUCGCAACGACCCAGGAGAACCGCAUACUGGAUUGGCAGACUAGGGACCAUGCCGACAGGAUCUUUGGGAAAGUUGAAGGGAAAUCACGGAUGUGGAAGACCGGGGAGUUAUCCAUGGAAGGCCCCGGGUCAGAAGAAGACGCAGCUUUUCUCCGAGCCGAGAUGCUGAAAGAUGGCCACACGCCGACCAAGUACUUGGAUGACGAGCAUGUGCAGAGCUGGGUCAUCAACGUGGAUGGUGGCGAGUGGAUUGCCGAGCAGACUUGGGGCUUCGAGGAGGUCAACGACGAGCGCAGACACACGAGGCGUGUGGUCGUGUGGAAGAAGGGGAACGUGGAACGCGUCAGACUGGUCUAUGAUUUCCGUGGUAAGGAAGAAGACGAUGAGGACGAUGAGGACGAUGAGGCGCUGGCUUAUGAGUGA